AUGUCUGGUGUGGUCAAGAGAGCAAACGAUGCGUUAAACGCAAAUCCUAACGUGUUCCUUUACCCUCAAACCUCCGACAUCAACAUCACCACCCAUGGGUCCGACUGGUACUGGGCUGUCACCGCAGUCAUGGCUCUCUCUACUAUUAUCUUCAUGGGCCUGAGCUUUGCCGUCCCUCGCCGCAACCGAAUCUUCCACUACAUCACCGCUUCCAUCACCCUCGUCGCAUCCAUCUCGUACUUCACCAUGGCUUCUAAUCUGGGUUACGCCGCCAUCCCCGUGGAGUUCCAGCGAAGCAACCCCAAGGUCUCAGGCAUGCUCCGUGAGAUAUUCUAUGUUCGGUACAUUGACUGGGUUGUUACGACUCCGCUUCUUCUCAUGGACGUGCUCUUGACAGCUGGUCUCCCCUGGCCAACCAUCCUGUACACAAUCCUCAUGGACGAGGUCAUGGUUAUCACUGGUCUCAUCGGUGCUCUGGUUGCCUCUUCAUACAAGUGGGGUUACUUCGUCUUCGCCAUGGUUGCUCUGUUCUUCAUCGCUUUCAAUGUUUGCUGGGUCGGAAGGAAGCAUGCUGCACAUAUUGGCGGAGCAGUCAACACAACCUAUCUCUCCUGCGGUCUCUGGACCAUCUUCCUCUGGUUCAUCUACCCUAUCGCUUGGGGCCUCUGCGAGGGCGGCAAUGUCAUUUCUCCAGACUCUGAAGCCGUCUUCUACGGUGUCCUCGACCUCCUUGCCAAGCCAGUCUUUGGUGCCAUUCUCCUCUUCGGCCAUCGCAACAUCGACCCAAUUCAGAUCGGCCUCCACAUCCGCGAUUAUGACGAAGCGAUCGACUCAAACGAGAAGGCCGGUUUCGGAUCUGCAGCUGCACGCAACCCCAAUAACAACAAUAACAACAACGUCGAUGGCGCCAACACCAUUGGCGGUGCCCCAGUCAGCACUGGCGUGAACAACAAUACAUCUACUGUUUGA
This is a messenger RNA of Hyaloscypha bicolor E, 969 nucleotides long. RefSeq names its product family A G protein-coupled receptor-like protein. The coding region runs from base 1 to 969 and encodes 322 amino acids. Gene Ontology annotation, cellular component: endoplasmic reticulum; plasma membrane. The record is from RefSeq and is a predicted model, not a curated record. Lineage: Eukaryota; Fungi; Ascomycota; Leotiomycetes; Helotiales; Hyaloscyphaceae. Gene Ontology annotation, molecular function: monoatomic ion channel activity. Gene Ontology annotation, biological process: monoatomic ion transport. The transcript has 4 exons.